GCAAAUAUUUUAAAAACUUUUCUCUUUCAUCAUCAGAUAAAUUUUCUCGUGCGUUUUCUCGUGAUUUGCUUCUUUGGAUUAAAUUAUGUUUUGUGUGAGCCACCGAAGAAAAUGCAAAGACCGGUUGUUGUCAAACAAUGGCCAAUAAACCGAAAUGCAGCCCAGAUUCGUGCUAACGGGAUGAUGCUUAACCUUCGAGGUUCUGGAACUGCUAAUAUGUUCUCUAGAUUACCAGCUCCUGGAAUGUUCGUAAAGACAAACUCACCAUUCCGGUUUGCAAUCCCAAUGCGACCAAAUGAAAGGCCGAUUAAGUCAUCGUUAUUGUCUUCUCCUUCAUCUCAUGUAUUCUACAAGUCUAAUUUCCCAUCGCAAGCUGCAGCUUUAAAACGACCAUUUCCACAUCAUUUACCAUCAACUGGAGCAUUUAAAUUUUCAUCGCCAACCCACAAAACAGCCAUAAAAUUCCAAGUCGCACCACCCGUUCCACUUAAAUCUAAGCCAGAGUAUGUUUAUGAGAAGGUGAACGUUCCAAAGUUUGCUGAUCCAAUUCGAUACGGUGGUGGUCAUGAUAGCGCUAUUCACACAAUUCCAGCACCGAACUUGAGUCAAUCACAUGACAAAUCACCAAUUCCAGAUCCACUUGGUAAUAAUUUAAAUACACAAUUUGAUUCUGAUCUAUCUAAAUUUUCUGCUGCCGCAUUUUCUCAAGCUUUUAUAAAACCGAUUCAUCAAUACCAGGUUCAAGAAAACAACAACGACGUAACUAUCAAGAAUACUUUGACUGGUCAUAAAAGUUAUUUCGCACCUGAUAACGAUCCAAGUAUCAGACCUCCAGUUCUCAACCCCAUCGAUGAUCCAUUAAGCACUCCAAGUGACGGAAAACCAAAACCAGCUGACGUUCUUUAUCAACAAAAUUUAGACUUUGGUGCAGCGCCAUUAGUUCAAUCGCAGCAAUUCUCUGCUGAUCCUUUUGCGUUUCCUGUGACAUCACAACCGCAACUUCAACAAUAUCAUCUUCAACAGAGUACCAUGAUGAAGCAAGGAUAUCCAUUAGCAUCAUUAAACCCGACUUAUCUUGUGAUGCAAUCGAACAAUCUUUUGGGUCAACAUCAGCAACAUUUGGGGCCUCAAUUAUUCAGACCAGAAAACGGUUACAUUGACACUUCUUCGAAUGGACAACCUGGUUAUGAUGUGACACAUUCUUAUGAUUAUACAAAACCUCAACAAGUUGCCAGUUUAGGACAAAUUUAUUCAGCGCAAAAAGAUCAAAUUAGUCAACUCGAGCAUUCAAUAUCAUCAACUCAAUCGCCAUUAACAGCAUUGACUUUCAUUCAUCACGAUGAAGCAGCGUCACAAGACAAUCCAGCUUAUUCACAAGUAGUUGAACCGAAGCCAAAUCAUUAUCAAUAUUCACAUCAAAAUUUUAUCGAUUUACCAGAAGAACAUUUGUCACAAAAUGACAUUCAAAAUCUUUUAAACUAUAAUAAUUUGUAUCAAGAUUAUUACAAUCAAAGGCAAAUAGAAAACGAUGUCAUUUUGAGAGAAGCCCAAGAAAGUUUAAAAGAAAAGUUAAACAUCCAAAAACAGCAAGAACAAACAGCUUACGAUUUGCAUCAACUUGUGCAACAAGAAACUUACCAUCCACUGAGAAUUGUAGUUCCCGAUGAAGAACAUCAGUUCCAAAAGAGAAUUGACGAUGAAGCUCAUUCGUAUGAAGAAGACGAACCCGAAGAAUUUGAAGACGAUGAAGAAUCAAAUGAAGAAAGUAACGAGAAUGAACAUUAUGAGUCCAGUAAUUCAAAUCAUUCAUCAUAAUCGAUUAUGAAUCAAUUUUUAAUUUAUAAUUUAAAUUAAUUUUUCUUAGUUUUAUGUAAAAUGUAAGUAAUCUAUUUGUAUGGAUGGAAAGUCCAUUAAGGAAAUAAAUUUCAAUC
Messenger RNA from Clunio marinus, 1931 nucleotides. The record is from the annotation of a GenBank genome assembly. NCBI's taxonomy places the organism in Eukaryota, Metazoa, Arthropoda, Insecta, Diptera, Chironomidae.